Molecule: messenger RNA, 1297 nt
Organism: Nerophis lumbriciformis (worm pipefish)
Lineage: Eukaryota; Metazoa; Chordata; Actinopteri; Syngnathiformes; Syngnathidae
Gene: helt
Product: helt bHLH transcription factor
Biological process (GO): regulation of DNA-templated transcription
Molecular function (GO): protein dimerization activity; DNA binding
Source: RefSeq, a predicted model, not a curated record
UUCUUUUUUUCAGGGAGUUGUCAACCCUUGUCAACACCCACUUAUUACCUUAGUUUAGUUUAGCUACAAGAAACACAGUAUGGCCAGGCUAACACUUAGCUUAGAUUUAUUAAACUAAAACGUCUGGCAAAACUAACACUUAGUUUAGCAUUAAGUCUAAUUGGGUAAACAGCCAUUUAGCGUAGUAUCAAGCUAACACCCUCCUGCUUAAUUUAGCAUACACUUAGCUUUUUUUUUGACAAGCAGGAAGAUUCCCAAAAACGUGAUUCUAAUAUUCCUCCCACCUCCAAAGACAUGCACCUGGGGAUAGGUUGAUUGGCAACACUACAAUGGUCCCUAGUGUGUGAAUACCCCAGAAUGAGGGCGACAACAACAACAUGACUUUCACUUCCAAGAACCAGGAAGUAGGCAGAAAGAACUAUAAGAGAACUCCCAUCUCGCACAAAGUGAUCGAGAAAAGAAGACGAGAUCGCAUCAAUCGCUGCCUAAACGAACUGGGCAAAACUGUACCCAUGGCACUGGCCAAACAGAAUUCAGGCAAACUGGAAAAAGCAGAAAUCUUGGAGAUGACAGUUCAAUAUCUGAGGGCGCUCCACUCCGCGGAUUUCCCCCGAGGGAGAGAAAAGGGAGAAUUGCUGGCCGAGUUCGCCAACUACUUCCACUACGGCUACCACGAGUGUAUGAAGAACUUGGUCCACUAUCUGACCACGGAAGACCGGGCCGAGACCAAAGACAUCAAGUACGCACGGAUCCUCGCCUUCCUGCAGUCCAAAUCCCGCGCCGUCACGGAGCCGGUCUUUGGCUCUGUGGGCGCCGGGCCCGAACCGUCGGACUAUUUGGGCCAUCAACUGCACUCGUCCCCGGAGCACCACAGCCCCGCGGAUGCCGUGUACGUGCACCCGCCGCCGCCGCAACAGCAACAGCAGAGUCCCCCGGCAGGACACUUGGCCUGGCACGGCUCGGCACGCGGCCCGACCAUCUCGUACCAACCCGUCGCGCUGAGCGCGCACCCACAGCAGCACGGUGGUUACUUGUCACCCGUGCAGGGACUCGAACACCAUCACUAUUUCAACUUCCUAGGCCACACGCACCACAACACGUUUAGUUUACAUAGCGCACAACACGCCAUGUAACACACACACUCAUUGCCUUUGUGUCGGUUUUAUUUAUGUUGUACAUUUUGUAAAUAAAUGUUUCUUAUACUAAAUUGCAGAGGUGGGACCAAGUCAUUGUUUUGCAAGUCACAAGUAAGUCUCAAGUCUUUGCCCUCAAGUCCGAGUCAAGUCCCGAGUCAAGA